AUGUCCGGCAAGAUUGACGCAUACGUUGACUGCGUAUCGCCAUAUUCAUACUAUGCAACACUAUAUCUGAGGAAGAACCGCAAGCUGCUUGAAUCGCACGGCGUUGAAGUCGAAUUUCACCCCGUCUUCUUAGGCGGUAUCAAUGUGGGCUCUGGGAACAAACCUCCUUGGACACUGCCUGCCAAAGCAAACUAUUCCAAGUUUGACUCAGAGCGAGCAUGUAAAUACUUCGGAGUUCCGCCAAUCAAAACCCCCGAGUUCUUCCCAAUCCUUUCGAUUAUGCCACAACGAUGCAUGAUUUACAUCAAGAGUCAAUUCCCACGCGAGAAAUUUGAAAACACCUUCCUCGCAUUGUGGGAAUGGAUGUUCUAUAAGAAUAUUGACAUCAGCAAGCCCGAGGCACUGGCUGAACUGUUUCAAAGCAAUGGGUACUCAGAUACCGAGAUCAAGGAAAUUUUGGCCGCGGCCUCGAGUCCAGAGUUCAAGCAGGCCUUGACGGCUAACACGCAAAAGGCCCUUGAUAAAGGCGCUUAUGGAGCGCCUUGGUUCUGGGUGCGCAAUGCUGAGGGCAAAGAAGAGCCUUUCUUUGGGAGUGACCGAUUUGCUUUUAUGUGGAUGUACCUCGGGUUGCCCUUUCAGGACGUUGCCAUCGUCGAGAAGUCCAAGCUUUAG
This is a messenger RNA of Penicillium soppii, 672 nucleotides long. RefSeq names its product putative DSBA family oxidoreductase. Lineage: Eukaryota; Fungi; Ascomycota; Eurotiomycetes; Eurotiales; Aspergillaceae. The record is from RefSeq and is a predicted model, not a curated record. Bases 1 to 672 code for a protein of 223 amino acids. Gene Ontology annotation, biological process: glutathione metabolic process. Gene Ontology annotation, cellular component: peroxisome; mitochondrion. Gene Ontology annotation, molecular function: glutathione peroxidase activity; glutathione transferase activity. The transcript has 6 exons.